This is a messenger RNA of Neltuma alba, 1698 nucleotides long. RefSeq names its product heat shock factor protein HSF24. The coding region runs from base 469 to 1311 and encodes 280 amino acids. Gene Ontology annotation, biological process: regulation of transcription by RNA polymerase II. The record is from RefSeq and is a predicted model, not a curated record. NCBI's taxonomy places the organism in Eukaryota, Viridiplantae, Streptophyta, Magnoliopsida, Fabales, Fabaceae. The transcript has 2 exons. Gene Ontology annotation, molecular function: RNA polymerase II cis-regulatory region sequence-specific DNA binding; DNA-binding transcription factor activity. Gene Ontology annotation, cellular component: nucleus.
UUGCGCUUCUCCAAAUUUCUAGAACCCACGUCACGCUCUCUUCCCAGAGUGGUGAUACGGACAUUCUGUAUUAAAGGCACCGGGUGGCGCCCAAAACUAACAUUCCGGGAGGGCAGGGUUUUUUCUGUUAUGGAAGAGUCCAGUCAUGAGACUUGUCGCCCAGUCUGAACAAUCAUGAAUUCUGAUCGUCACCCACUUCAAUCUCGCUUCUUCUUUUCUGGUUUUUAUUGCUGGGGCUGGGAGUUCUUGACCGCUCUCCUCCUUUUUAGUUGCUCGUCCCAAGCAGGCUUUCCCGAAGGGAGGAAGGGAUACUAGCAGAUCACAGAUAUACGGGAUUUUUCUCCUUUUCUUUUGUUUUUGUUUUUGAUUUGGUUGGCUAGUCUGGUUUGUUUUAUUUCAUCAUCAAGUUAAUUAAGAGUAGAUAACCGAAGUGGGUGGAGUGAAGGGAGAGGAGAUAGAUCGGGAGAAAUGGCUUCGCAAAGAUCGGUGCCGGCGCCGUUUCUGACGAAGACGUACCAGUUGGUGGAUGAUCCGGCCACCGACGACGUCAUAUCGUGGGGUGAAAGUGGGAACACGUUCGUGGUGUGGAAGCAUGCGGAUUUUGCCAAGGAUUUGCUUCCCAAGUAUUUCAAGCACAACAACUUCUCUAGCUUCGUACGCCAGCUCAACACCUAUGGAUUCCGUAAGAUUGUUCCUGACAAAUGGGAAUUCGCCAACGAAUAUUUUAAACGAGGACAGAAAGAGCUGUUGGCGGAGAUCAAACGUCGGAAACCCGUGGUGCAAUCCGCGGCGCAGGCGCCUGCGGCGUCGAACUCCGGCGGGGAUGACAUGGGAUCGACCUCGACUUCUUCUCCAGAUUCGAAGAAUCUAGGAACGGUGGAGACGACGAGUUCUCAAAUGGCGAAUUUAUCGGGGGAGAACGAGAAAUUGAGAAAGGAUAACGAGGUGCUGAGCUGGGAACUGGCGCAGGCGAAGAAGCGGUGCGAGGAGCUGAUUAGUUUUCUGAAGGAGCACGUGAAGAUGGGUCAGGAUCAGAUCCAUCGGAUCAUGCGGCAAGGAAGCUGUGGGUCCAGCCGCAAACAUGAAGGUGAAGAUGACGACGAAAACGCGGUAGGUGAAAGGGAGGGAUCUGGUGGGGAAAGCUUGAAGCUGUUUGGGGUUAGGUUGAGCACAAGCCAUGGCAGCGUCGCCAACACCAAGAGAGGGCGCGAAGACCAAAUAGGGUGUGGUGGCCCUCACUCUAAUAAGCAGCUGAAAGCUGUUGACUUUGUUUCGCCCGUGAUGAUGAAGAGCAGCAAGGUCUGCAACUGAGUCACCUCUGCUCUCCUCAUCAAAUCAAUACUCUUUCUGCAGAUAAGAUGACAGAAUUAAUCACCUAUAGUUCAGUGGCGGGUGUCACCAUGAAGGACAGUGUCACGUGCUCACCCUCAUCCACUGGUGCCAUUUUUUCCUUCCUAGUUUAAUUUCGUGAUGCUCUAAAUUUCAAUGUACUGCGAUUAAUAUCCCCUCCCUAGAUAUGCAAAGGCAUAAAUAGAAUAAUAUAGCAAGGAUUUAGGAGGAAUCUUUGCUCGCCAUACACGCAUGGUUGUUAGUUUGGUAGUGCGGUAGAAGGGGAGGUCAGAAAGGAUCUCUCAUUUCAUGGCAGUACCCCUCUGUUCAAGAUCUGGGUGUAAAUAAUAAUGUAGUGUGAAUUUAAUA